UCAACCGUCUUCCUCAAAAAGUACCUUUCAGCUUCAGCUUAAAAUUUCUCUCAAUUUUCCAGAGAAAAUAUACAGGCGAAUAUCAGUACAAGAUGCUAUCAACGAAGGAUGAAGGAUCCGAUUCGAGUGGUAUCGAAUUGGGUACGGCGGCAGCCGCCGAAGGGGAAGUCAUUCCUGGCCGUGCUCGCUGUGAUGGCGGCUCUGAUGCUUCUACGUGCCAUUGUUCACAAUCACGACAACCUCUUCAUUGCCGCCGAGGCAGUCCACUCCAUCGGAAUAUCGGUUCUCAUCUACAAGCUCAAGAUGGAAAGAACCUGUGCUGGACUUUCACUCAGAUCCCAGGAGCUAACAGCCAUCUUUUUGGCUGUUAGACUGUAUUGCAGUUUUGUAAUGGAAUUUGAUAUACAUACGUUGCUCGACUUGGCUACGCUGGCUACAACCUUAUGGGUUAUUUAUAUGAUUCGUUUUAGACUGAGGUCAAGUUACAUGGAGGAUGACGACAAUUUUGCAUUAUAUCAUGUGUUGAUUCCUUGUGCUGUUUUUGCUUUACUAAUCAAGCCAGCUACAUCACAUUACAACAUAAAUCGGAUUGCCUGGGCUUUCUGUGUUUACCUGGAAGCUGUUUCUGUGCUACCUCAACUGCGCGUCAUGCAAAAUACAAAGAUUGUUGAACCAUUUACAGCUCAUUAUGUAUUUCCAUUGGGUGUUGCAAGGUUCUUGAGUUGUGCUCAUUGGGUUCUCCAGGUUUUGGACAGUCGUGGUGGCCUUCUUGUAGCAUUGGGUUAUGGACUGUGGCCUCCAAUGGCUCUUUUAUCAGAAAUUGUUCAAACCUUCAUCUUGACUGACUUUUGUUACUACUACGUUAAAAGUGUUUUCGGUGGACAGCUCGUCAAUGGCGGAUCUAAAGCAUGGUGGGUCACUUGCCCCACCAAUUUUUGGAGUUCUUUGUUAUUUUUAUUUUUUUUAAUGAUAAAAUGUAAUAAAUCUGUCAAAGGGGGGAAGGAAAAGUAGGAAAAAAUGAAAAUUGUGCAUUAAUGUUAGGUUAUACUAUUUGCAAGAUUUUGACACGGGCAAAUAGUCUAUUGAUUUGAA
Molecule: messenger RNA, 1092 nt
Organism: Olea europaea var. sylvestris
Lineage: Eukaryota; Viridiplantae; Streptophyta; Magnoliopsida; Lamiales; Oleaceae
Product: putative ER lumen protein-retaining receptor C28H8.4
Exons: 6
Coding region: 109-1011 (300 amino acids)
Biological process (GO): protein retention in ER lumen
Cellular component (GO): membrane
Molecular function (GO): ER lumen protein retrieval receptor activity
Source: RefSeq, a predicted model, not a curated record